Molecule: messenger RNA, 1922 nt
Organism: Adelges cooleyi (spruce gall adelgid)
Lineage: Eukaryota; Metazoa; Arthropoda; Insecta; Hemiptera; Adelgidae
Product: zinc finger protein 664-like
Exons: 2
Coding region: 281-1549 (422 amino acids)
Biological process (GO): regulation of transcription by RNA polymerase II
Cellular component (GO): nucleus
Molecular function (GO): DNA-binding transcription activator activity, RNA polymerase II-specific; RNA polymerase II cis-regulatory region sequence-specific DNA binding
Source: RefSeq, a predicted model, not a curated record
CAAAUUCAAUCAAUACUAUAUAGCGGAACCGCCAGCAUGCUCUGCAGCUGCGCUAAAAGCAAAAUAUAAUAUCAUUGUUGUAUUGUUAUUGUUGUUCGAUAAUCAGUUUUGAUUCCGCUCGGCUCUCAACCGUAUUCAUUAAAAUGUUGUUUAAACUUAUUAUUGCGGAUCUUUUUUAAUAGAACACAUUUUCUAAAAAAUUAUUUACGUUUUACACGUGACUUAUACUCAGCAUCAGUUUUUAAUUUUUUUAUGAUAAUAUUUUAAUAGUAUACGAAAAAUGAACGAUACGGAGAGUAUUCAAUUAGACGAUCAAAUGUGUAUUAAAGUUGAAAUUGAUGAAAUUGAUGAUUAUUUCUACUACGAGAGUCUUAUAGAGGUAGAACAACAGAAUAACAAGUUGUUGGAAGUACAACCAAAGCAGCGAGUCGUGGGAAAAUUCGAGUGCAAAUUAUGUAAAAAGUCAUUCGCUACCAGUAGACAAGUUGUCCAACAUACAGCGAAAUUUCACAAAAACUCAGACAGAUUAAACAAAACGAAUAAAGUAACAAAAUUGAAAAAUGAUGUCGAUGAAAUUGAUGGUUGGUAUUUCGUGUCACAAAUAGAGGUAGACGGCGAACAGUUGAACAAUGUUGCAGGUGAAAGAAACUUGUUUAUCUGUGAUAAAUGUCAAAAAACAUUUUCUACUAAAAGGAAAUUGAUCCAUCACCUUUCAAAAUCACACAAUGGCUACUCAACGACAGAAAAUAAUCUCUAUAAAAGAAGCCGUAAGAAUAACCAUGAAUGUAACAUUUGUUUUAAAAAUUUCUCACGCUCAUCUAAUCUCAUUAGACACCAGACAACCGUACAUAGUAAAGUGAAAAUGUUUACUUGUAACGUAUGCUUUAAAUCGUUUACUCAAAACUCCAGCCUCAAAGUACAUGAGCGCUUUCAUACUGGCAAGAACCUUUUAAAAUGCAAAGUGUGUUACAAAAAGUUUCCUUGUUUAUCCAGUUUUACUAAACACCAGAAUAUACAUAGUGAAGAAAAACCAUACAAGUGUGACAUAUGCCAGAAAUCAUAUACUCAAAAAGUUUCUCUCAAGAUUCAUGAACGUACUCACACUCACGAGAAACCUUACAGAUGUCAACUCUGUAAUAAAUGUUUCAUCUCCUCGUCCAAUCUUUAUAAUCACCGAAAGAUUCACACCGGAAUAAAACCAUAUGUAUGCGGUGUGUGCCAUAAGUCAUUUACCCAAAACAUGCAUCUUAAGAUACACAAACGUAUACAUACUGACGAGAAACCUUAUAAAUGUGAAACGUGCCAGAAAUUAUUUGCCCACAACUCAAAUUUAAAAGUACACCAACGUAUACACUCAAACCUGAAAGACUACAAAUGCGAAAUUUGUUCUAAAAGCUACAAUUGUUUGUCUAACCUCAUUAAUCACCGGAAGAUACACACUGGGAAAACACCUUUUAAAUGUGACGUUUGUCAGAAAUCAUUUCUUUAUGACUCAACUUUAAAAAUACAUGCUCGCAUCCAUAUCAAUGAGAAAAAUAAAACUGUUUAGUGUUCUGUCAUUCUUUAUUCAGAACAUACAUGUUUAGCUACAGUAAAUCGGCAAAGACUAAUUUUUAAAAAACAAUUUAACGGGUUAUUAUUUUUUUUAAUCAUGUAUGUUUUGUGCUUUUCAUAGACUGAUUUUUUUUAAGUACUUUGUAAUGAUUUUGAAAAAAAUAAUUUUAGAAUAAUCAAAAAAAACGUAUUUAGUUAAUGACUUUUUAUAGUUGAAACCUAAAAAAAAACAAUAAUAAUACUUAUGUUGAAAGCAGUAUGCAAUUCAGUGUAUUAAACCUGGCUGUGGUAGCAUUUUAAUCUAAAUAAAAUAAAGUAAACAAUUUACAUGUUCACAUACAACCAUAAUAGAACAGGAUGGAUGAAAA